AUGGUUUUGAUGUCUAAAAGAAAAAAUCCAAAAAUAUUUAUUGAUAGUUUUAGAAAAGCAGAGUUAUUUGAUGAAGAUUUUCAUUUAAAAGAAUUUAUUAAAGAACAUGGAUUCCAUGUUCCAUAA
Molecule: messenger RNA, 126 nt
Organism: Funneliformis geosporum
Lineage: Eukaryota; Fungi; Glomeromycota; Glomeromycetes; Glomerales; Glomeraceae
Source: the annotation of a GenBank genome assembly